Messenger RNA from Lycium barbarum (goji berry), 4172 nucleotides. Its product is annotated as ABC transporter G family member 28-like. NCBI's taxonomy places the organism in Eukaryota, Viridiplantae, Streptophyta, Magnoliopsida, Solanales, Solanaceae. The coding region runs from base 340 to 3630 and encodes 1096 amino acids. Gene Ontology annotation, molecular function: ABC-type transporter activity; ATP hydrolysis activity; ATP binding. The transcript has 14 exons. The record is from RefSeq and is a predicted model, not a curated record.
UAUAUAACUAUUUUAUUUGUGAAAUUCAUCGAGCAAUUGGAAUGAAAAUAAAAAAAACCAUUACCAUUUCAUAAAACAAAUCUUAUAUUUUUGUUUUUAUUUCCUCUUAUUAUUCACAAUUUUAAAAGACAGGUAGCCGCAAAAUUCGAACUCAAAUACAGUUUCUCCCUUUCCUAUAUCACCUCCCCGCCAUUUCUUUUCCCCAAAAAAAAAAAAAAAAAAAACCACUUCUCAUUUUAUCAUACCAAACUUUCUCUUUCUUACAAUUUUUUGCUUCUUCAAAAAUCAGACAGAAUUUUCCAAUUUAUUUCAAUUGAUUAUCCUUUUAAUGAAUGAAAAAUGUGCAGAUUAAAACAAGGGAACCCCAACAAUGUAUUCAUACACAUCUUUUUAUCCUUUGCAAUUUUGCUUGUUAUGGCGAAUUUUGCUUAUGGGCAGCAAACUACUAGCAAUAAUUCAAUGGGGAUGACACUAGUCAAGAGUGUUCUUGCUUCACGUAUCAAAAAUUUGUCCACCAUUAUGACCAAAAAUUUGAAAGGCCAAAUGGAUUUUUGCAUCGAAAAUGUAGACAAAGAGUGGGAUGCUGCUUUCAAUUUCUCCGAUAACUCAGGCUUUUUGGAAGGGUGUCUUAAACAGACAAAAGGGGGUGUUCAGCAGCGCUUAUGUACUGUAGCAGAAAUAAAGUUCUACUCUACUAGUUUACUGGAAGUGGCGGAUGAAAGUGGAGCAGCAAGAAGUUCUAAUUACCUGAGACCGAACAAGAACUGUAAUCUAUCAUCAUGGAUUUCUGGAUGUGAGCCAGGUUGGGCUUGUAGUGCUGGAAAUGACACGAAAAUUGACUUUGAAAAUGAUAAGGAGAUUCCAUCUAGAACUCUAGAUUGUCAAUCUUGUUGUGAAGGCUUCUUCUGUCCUCAUGGUCUCACCUGCAUGAUACCCUGCCCGAUGGGUGCUUAUUGCCCUCUUUCAAAACUCAACACGACCACUGGUAUAUGUGAUCCCUACCGCUAUCAACUUCCUCCUGGAGACGCCAAUCAUACUUGUGGUGGAGCAGAUAUGUGGGCUGAUUUUAUGAGUGCUACUGAACUUUUUUGUUCAGCAGGAUUUUACUGUCCAACUGCUGUCCAGAAGAUUCCUUGCAAUAAAGGAUAUUACUGCAGAGCUGGUUCAACAGAACAAACAAGCUGCUAUAAAUUUGCAACUUGUGAACGUCAGACUGCAAACCAAAAUAUCACUUAUUAUGGUAUCAUGUUGUUUGGUGCAAUCAUGCUUAUACUUCUCAUUAUAUACAACUGUUCUGACCAAGUUCUGAGCAGUAGAGAACGAAAACAAGCCAAGUCCAGAGAAGCCGGUGCAAGAAGUGCAAGGGAAAGUGCUCAGGCACAAAACAACUGGAAAUCUAACCUUGCUAGCAUGGGGUCUCAAUUGUCGAAGACAUUCUCCCGUAGAAAGUCAACAAGGCAGGACGUGCAGAAGGAUAGUGAUCAAUUUAAACCUGGUAAAGAUUCUGGCUUGCCCUUGCCCCCAGGUAUGUCUCAGGCAAAAGCAAAGAAGCAACACAACCUCAAGAAGAUGAUCAAUGCAUCUGAAGAGAACCCUGAUAGUGAAGCUUCCAACAUUGAAACUGGGGAUAAAAAGUUUAAAAAGGACAAGGGUAAACAAUUACAUUCAAGGACUCAAAUUUUUAGAUAUGCAUAUGGGCAAAUCGAGAAAGAAAAAGCUCUGCAGGAGCAGAACAAAGAUAUGACCUUUUCUGGAGUAGUCAACAUGGCAAGUGAGUUUGAGAUAAGGCCCAGGCCUCCUAUUGAGAUUCACUUUAAAGAUUUGACACUAACUUUGAAGGGGAAAAACAAACAUCUAUUGAGGUGUGUAACUGGGACAUUAUCACCUGGCCGUGUUUCUGCUGUUAUGGGCCCAUCUGGUGCUGGAAAGACAACAUUUCUAUCUGCAUUGACUGGAAAAGCUGCAGCAGGGUGUACUACAACUGGUUCCAUUCUCAUAAAUGGAAAGUCUGACUCUAUUCAGUCAUACAAGAAAGUUAUUGGCUUUGUUCCUCAAGAUGAUAUAGUGCAUGGAAAUUUGACAGUGGAGGAGAAUCUUUGGUUUAGUGCUCGGUGCAGAUUGGCUGCUGAUUUGGCAAAACCAGAAAAGGUUUUAGUUGUUGAAAGAGUCAUAGAGUCCCUGGGAUUGCAACAGGUGAGAGAUUCUCUUGUGGGGACAGUGGAGAAGCGAGGCAUUUCUGGGGGUCAGAGAAAGCGAGUAAAUGUUGGGCUCGAAAUGGUUAUAGAACCUUCUUUGUUAAUUUUAGAUGAACCAACUUCUGGUCUGGAUAGCACUUCAUCUCAGUUAUUGCUUAGAGCACUUCGUCGUGAAGCUCUUGAAGGAGUGAAUAUAUGCAUGGUGCUUCAUCAACCAAGCUAUACUUUGUUUAGGAUGUUCGACGAUUUUAUACUUCUAGCUAAGGGUGGCCUUACAGCGUACCAUGGACCAGUAUCAAAAGUUGAAGAGUACUUUUCAGGACUUGGAAUCAAUGUCCCAGAUCGUGUUAAUCCUCCAGAUCACUUCAUUGAUAUUUUAGAGGGAAUUUAUAAACUUCCAACAAGUAUAGGAGUAAGCUAUAAAGAUCUUCCUCUUAGAUGGAUGCUUCAUAAUGGUUAUGCAGUACCACCAGACAUGCUAGGUUCUUCGGGAUCAGCAGCUUCCUCGGCUGGUGAUAAUUCAGCUCACGGAGGAAGUUCUGCAGCUAUUGGUCCUGAUCAAUCUUUCGCAGGAGAGUUAUGGUCGGAUGUCAAAUCCAAUGUUGAACAGAAGAAGGACCAUAUACAGCAUAGACUUUUGUCAUCACAUGACUUGUCGAACCGGAAAACACCUGGUGUCCUACUCCAAUAUAGGUAUUUCCUUGGAAGACUCGGCAAGCAGCGACUGCGGGAAGCGAGGAUACAAUCUGUCGAUUAUCUUAUACUAUUACUUGCUGGGAUAUGUUUAGGAACACUUGCUAAAGUGAGUGAUGAAAGCUUUGGGGCACAGGGUUACCUUUACACAGUCAUUGCAGUUUCUCUCCUUGGCAAGAUUGCAGCAUUGAGGUCAUUUGCUCUAGAUAAAGUAUACUACUGGAGAGAGAGUGCAUCCGGCAUGAGCAGCUUGGCUUACUUUAUGGCCAAGGAUACACUUGACCAUUUCAGCACAAUUGUAAAGCCUGCAGUUUAUCUAUCAAUGUUCUAUUUCUUCAAUAAUCCAAGAUCCACUAUUUGGGAUAAUUACAUUAUCUUGCUUUGUCUCACAUACUGCGUUACGGGAAUAGCUUAUGCUUUGGCCAUCUACUUUGAACCUGGUCCAGCCCAACUGUGGUCGGUGUUGCUACCAGUUGUUUUGACUCUCGUUGCAAACCAGGAUGGCGACCCACUUAUGGCAAAAAUAGGCGAUUAUUGCUAUCCUAAGUGGGCUUUGGAAGCAUUUUUGCUUGCAACAGCUAGAAGGUACUCUGGUGUGUGGCUGAUCUCAAGAUGUGGUUUACUAAAGUCAAGGAACUAUGAUCUUAAUGACUGGUAUUAUUGCUUGCUAUACCUCAUCCUUGUGGGCAUUCUCAGCCGCUGUGUAGCAUUCUUCUGUUUGGUGAUGUUCCAGAAAAAAUAGGUCUUCCCUGUUCUCUUACUUCAUUGCUUGGCAUUCUAGCACAACCAUGGAAGAAUGCAGGUUUGCAGACUUAAUUGACAUAAUGUUGGGUCCCUAAUCAAAAACCAUUGUACAAGAACUAUGUAUACGAGUAUACGACUGUCUUCUCACCACAAUGUAAAAACAGUAAAUAUGUUUGUGGUGGCAACUGCAAGUCAACAAUUUUUGUGUAAAUGUACAUAUGAGCUAUAUAAGUUUAGUUUCUUUGGAAGUGGUGUUACCUUGCUUCCAGAAUCUUGUAAUUAGCUAUGAUCCUUCAAGAGAAAUGGCAGAAUGCUGUCUUGACUACUGUACUCAAUUUUUCUUCCAUAUCCUUUGAAAGUUGACAAGGAGAUCAUUGUGCAACUACUGCUCAGAAACUGGAGGGACAAAGGUACCAAAUAUUAAUGUGAAUUCUGGAAAUACUAUAGCUAUGCUGCAAAACAAUAAUGCAAGAGCUGGGGAUGUUGCACAAAAAUUAGUAACUAGUGUAGUUAUAGACAGCACAUUUUGUAAACCACCGC